Messenger RNA from Papilio xuthus (Asian swallowtail), 3451 nucleotides. It is a transcript of the gene CenB1A, whose product is annotated as Centaurin beta 1A. Gene Ontology annotation, molecular function: protein binding; GTPase activator activity. Gene Ontology annotation, cellular component: cytoplasm. Bases 90 to 2561 code for a protein of 823 amino acids. The record is from RefSeq and is a predicted model, not a curated record. The transcript has 20 exons. Lineage: Eukaryota; Metazoa; Arthropoda; Insecta; Lepidoptera; Papilionidae.
UAUUGUUGUACGAAGACAAGACUUUUUGUUUCGUGUAGAAAAAUGUUGUAAAAUAUAUUAUCACUGUAACUGCAAUUAAAAUCAUUACAAUGAAACCUUUAAUUGAUUUUGACGAAUGUUUAAGAGAUUCCCCAAAAUUUAGGGAACAGCUGGAAACGGAAGAAGCUAGUAUUGAUGGCUUAGAGCAGAAACUUGAUAAAGUCCUCAAGACAUGCUCUUUCAUGAUAGAAUCCGGUAAAACAUACAUGACUCAUAGGAGUGCUUUUACAAAUGCACUAUGGGACUUAAGCAGUAGUUUUUCCGAGGAUCCACCUGUCAUGGCAACCCUGAACCGUAUGAUUCAUGCAUUGCAAGAAAUGAAUAAGUUUCACUCAAUUCUCCUAGACCAGGCAUCCAGAACUGUACUCAAGAAUCUCUCAGCAUUUAUUAAAAUAGAUAUAAAGGGUGUGAAAGAGAGCAAGCAUCAUUUUGAUAAAAUCUCAAAUGAUCUGGACAUAGCUUUAAUAAGAAACUCACAGAUCUCUCGUCACAAGUCCAGCGAUGUGGAGGAGGCGGUUAACCUAUUACUGGCCACCCGCUCUUGCUUCCGACAUACAGCACUCGACCAUGUACAGAAGAUCACAAUGCUGCAAGCUAGAAAGCGACAUGAGAUAUUGGCAACGUUUUUAUCAUACAUGCAAGCUUGCUGCACAUAUUAUCACCAAGGAGCUGAUUUAUCUGAAGAUUUGGAACCCUUCCUCAAAUCAACAGCGGACGAGGUGACAACAAUGCGUGGUGAUACCAAAUCGCUGGAUAAAGAAAUGGAGAACCGGCAUACUAUAGUGAACAGUCAAGAUACUGUUCUGCCAAGUUGCAAAGACCACGCCAAUGAGACUGACUGUAAAGACGGUCUACUUACUUCGCCCUGCCUCAAGAAUUUACCAAGGAUGCAAGGUUACCUCUUCAAAAGAACAUCAAACGCAUUCAAGACUUGGAACAGAAGAUGGUUCUAUUUGUACGACAAUCGAUUAGUUUAUAGAAAAAGAACUGGAGAACUAAAUGUGACAGUAAUGGAAGAGGAUUUACGUUUGUGUACAGUUAAGCCGGUGUUGGAUGGAGAGAGGAGGUUCUGUUUCGAAGUAUUGUCGCCUUCCAAAAGUCACAUGCUGCAAGCUGACUCCGAGGAGAUGGUGGGCGCGUGGAUAGCGGCGCUGCAAAGCGGCAUCCGCUCCGCCAUACAGCAGGGGCGAGGUCGUGACCCGCCUGACACGCAGCUCGUGCUGGUGCCCGACAGAGACCACGCGCACAACCACCCGCAUGCUAAUGACAGGAUGAAGAAAGUCAGGAUAUGGGAGCAGCUGCUGAGUAUCCCGGGCAACAACUACUGCUGUGACUGCAGCAGUCCGAACCCGCGCUGGGCCAGUAUCAAUCUAGGAAUUACACUCUGCAUAGCAUGUUCCGGCGUACACCGCUCGCUCGGAGUGCACGUCAGCAAAGUUCGCUCCCUGACACUGGAUGAUUGGGAACCUGAUAUUAUUAAGGUAAUGGCGGAGCUGGGUAAUAAAAUAGUGAAUUUAAUCUACGAGGCGAACACAGAGGGCACCGACCUCACCAGACCUACUUCCAAUUGUGAAACGUCAGUACGCGAGGCGUGGAUUCGCGCCAAGUAUGUGUCGCUGUCGUUCGUACGCAACGUGACCGCGUGCGAGCGCGCCCCGCCCCAAACCCCGCCCCAUUCCCCGCCCCACUCUCCGCCCCACUCGCCGUCCAACUCGCCGCCACCCACACGCGCCGCACGACGGUGGUCCGUGAGACGAGCUAGGCGCAGAGUCCGAGCACAACCGACUGUACCAGAAACUAUCGCGGAUGAGAAGAGUGAUGUCAAUAGUAAUACUAGUGUAUCGGAGAGCGGCAGCAAGAGUUCAGGCAGCCCCGUGCUGCUGAUCGGCAGCGAGCUGGCCGGCGAGCGCGACAUCGAUCUCAGUCUACCAUCAGACCAUGACUCCACUGAGGGCGAUGAUACAGACGAACUAGAAGCGGAGGAUCUGUCGAGCCUGAGUGCGGACGCGGUGCUGUGCCGUGCGGCGCGUGCGCACAACGUGUGCGUGAUGCGCGCCGCGCUCGCCGCCGGGGCCUCGCCCACUGCCACCGCACCGCGUCUGCGCACCCCGCUGCACGCCGCCGUGCUUAGUGGUUCAGUGAUGGCUUGCUCGUUCCUGUUGCUGAACGGCAGCAAGCUGAACGCGCAGGACGAGGACGGCAAAACUCCGCUGCAUCUGGCCACAGAGGCUGGACACACUGGACAGGUGUGCCUGUUGCUUCGAUACCGAGCAGACCAGUCUAUAAAGGACAACGAGGGUCACACGCCGCUGGACAUCGCGGUCGAGCACGCCAACGCUGACAUUGUCACUUUGUUACGUCUAACGAAGUUGAAUGAGGAGAUGCGCGAGAACGAGAUGUCAUCAAAUGACGACACAUACAACGAGGUGUUCCGCGACUACACGCAGCUCGCGCACUCGCACCCCGAGCGUCUCGUGCGCGCGCGACACAACAACAAUGACGGUGAACAGAGCAGUGAAUGAUGACCGGGACGUCUCCGUCGCUGGAGAUAUUUGUGGUGCGAAUGAACAUUGUUGAUUCCUGACUGAAAACUUCGCAUUUCUUACUAUCUGACCUUUUAAAGCUAAGUACCCUAAAAUUUGUCUCAUUACAUAUUGAUAUUGCUUUUAUGUCUAUUUAAAAUGUAAUUCUCAUUAAAAUAAUCCACAAAAAAUACAAUUAAUUGUGUUAAUUGCUUACAUUUCUUGUUAAUAAUUAAAUAUUAUCAAUAUUAUUAGAACCUUAUCAAGUUUAGAAAUGACUUACGAUCGUUCCUAAUUAACUAAUUCUUAGGUAAUUUUGACAGAGUUUGAUGUUUGUACUCUGUAGUUUAGUAUCGCAUAACACUUUCAAUGCUCCCAUUUAAGUGUGAAAAUGAACUCGCCAGGUAGCAUUGAAUGGGUUAAAUUCCAGUUUAAUAAAUGUCCCAGUAUUCUUAUAUUUUGAUAGUUCUAUCUAUGAAUAAUAUAAAAUUGACAUUCAUCAUUCGAUUUGUCAUAAAACUUCUCAAAUAGCUUUAAAUCAAUUGGAAAGUUUAAGGAAUUGAUAAAUGUUGUUUAAAGAUAGUUUUACCGUUGGUUUCUGAGACCAAAUCUGUAUAAAAUAUAUCUUCAUCCCUGUCAUUAUCUUUGAUGAAAUAGAAAUAACAAUACGUUUUAAAUGGGGAUUUUGGUCUUAGAAACCCAACAUUAGAAGAAUGUUCAUAUAACUUUGUGACAUACUUUAAUUUUCUCCAACACACAUUUACAUUAUGGAAGUUAAUUAAAACAUGAAGGCUAAAAAUGUGCCAUUUUGGUGUAGACAGGACAUAUUAACAUGACGUAUGUAUGCAUGUACGUACGUAUGUAUCUGUCAUUUUUUAUAUUUAACAAUA